CUCCUCGGAAAUUUAACCGAUAAAAUAUAAGUUUCGCGGUUCUUCAUCGCGUCGGGAAGACGGGACGGAAGUUCGCCCGACCGUUUUUUUCCGUCUGUGUUUCAUAGCGGGAGAGAAAAAAAAUAAGAACUUUAGAAAAGCGGCCGCGACGCGAUGACGCAGUUGGCGUCGACGUCAAGACGCGAUGACGUACAAAAGCUGCCGUUAGGACGCGAUUACGUGUGGAAGCGCUGACGUGGCAACGGGAAUGAUGUCGGACGCGGUGACGUUGAACGUGGCAGGGUCGUGACCUCCAGACCAAUGUUUAGGGAAGCGGCGUCAGGUGAUGGAGAAGGAGAGACUGAGUGAACGAUGGCGUCCAGAGCAGGGGAGGAUGAGUUUGUGAGAAGUUUGACUAAACUCCUCCGAAGCUAUGGUGACUCUGUACUGAGUGGGACAAGUACUCUGUCGCUAUUAACUGUCGGCCUCCAGCUCCUCCACAAUCUCUUUGAGCAGCAUCUCCUGCCACGCAAGUACCAGCAUGGAUUCAUCGCAUUGCCCUCCCACCCUUCUGAUACUGUCUCAGUCCUUGAGGUGCAGUUCCUUUUCGAUGUCCUACAGAAAACCGUCUCCCUGAAGUUGGUACAUCCCCCGGGGCCCAAACUCCAGACACCUGUGAGGAUCAUGGCUUUUAAGUCUCUCCGAUUCUUAGAGUUGAAGCGGGUCCCCCCUCACUGUCUGGAAGGGCUACGGGGUGUCUACACACGGCUAGAGAUCCUCAGCUGUUCGAGCUGCAUCAACACUAUCGAGGAAAUUAUCUCAGUCUGCGGUGGGGAUCUAAGCUCUGCACUCCCAUGGCUCGAUUUACAUACUCUUAAUUUCAGCAACAACUUCAUCACGUCACUGGACAGCUCGCUGGCCCUGCUCAGCGUGCUGCGGAUUCUGGACCUGAGUCAUAAUCGAAUCCGGGACUGUGCAGAGAAUCUGAAGCCCCUUUCCGAACUGGAAUAUGUCAACUUGAGCUACAAUCUUCUGGAGAAAGUGCCCGUCUUCAGUUCCUGCUCCAGAGUUCAGCUGACCACUCUGCUCCUGCGCAACAAUGAAUUGGAAAAUAUCAAUGGAGUGGAGCAUCUAUCGCACCUGAAACACCUGGACCUGGCGUAUAAUAUGAUCUCUGAGCACGCACAGCUUUCUCCUCUGUCCCAGCUACACAGCCUCAAAGAGCUCUUCCUUGAAGGGAACCCGAUAUGUUACCAGAAAGGCCACAGGCCUUGCACCAUCCAUCACCUUUCCCCCAAAGCUGCCUUCAUGCGUCUGGUUUUGGAUGGAGAGCCGCUGACAAUGGCAGAACUCACGUACCUGCCAAAGUCUGGCCGGCUGAUUGGACAGUCCGUGCGCCGCUCUCCUCGGAACAGCACCCUCAGGAAUGUUCUGGAAUCCUCGCUGGCUGCUGACCACAGUGACUCUGUGUAUCCGUCGGACAGCAAUGCUGGACCCAUCACCCGCAAAAAGAGCAAGAUCAAGGUGCGCACUGCCAGCAUCUCAGAGCCAAGCGACAGUGACAAGGACACUCUAAGCACACCAGUCUCGCCACACAUCGUCUUGCAACAUCAGGAGGACAUCAAGAGGAUGGAUGAGCUCCGCGGUCAGAUUGGAGAUGAUUGGCUGCGUUACCAGCAUCACCUGAACAGCCCCAAGGAGGAGGAAGCGGUGGACUCUGAGAUGGCCAACGCUUCUGCCAAGGAGGAAGCUGACAGCUCCACUAGCAUUUUCCUGCGCAGCAACAGCCUGGAUGCCACCUCUGAGAAUUCAGGAGACCCCGCCAGAGGGGAUGAGACUACGCUACUCGCCCCGCUCAACGUCAGCCAGGACGAAUGCACCUCCUCCAGCUACCUCGCUCCCGAAGAAGGAGCGUAUUUGGACGCCUCUGCGUCACCCGUGGAGACGCAGGAGGAGGAAGAGACCGUGCGAGACAUCUGCCAACCCUUCAUCGUUGGGCGUUUGGUGGAGGACGAGCCUGAGCUGGAAAGCAGCUGGAUAUUCCUGCGAGUAACGGAGGACAAGCUCUUGGAGGUGGACCUGAUGAACGCGGACAUCCUGGAGAAACUGGAGCUGAGCAGCCUGACUGCCGUCCAUACCUCUGAAGAGUUCUGGGAGGAAAAUAAUUCUGAGUCUUGCCUUUCUCGGCAGAGCAGAGGACAGGUUCUCCCCGCGGUGGAGUGUCGCUUCAGUUACAUCCGCAGGGACAAACGCAGGAGGAAGUAUGUGAUCCUAGACAAGAACCCCCAGGAGACAUCUGAGAUGCUGAUUAAGAUCCUGAAUGAAGCACUUGAAGCCAAUCAGCGAGCAACGCAUGAGGGUUUCCCCAAACUCCAGUGUCUGAAGUGCCAUCAUGAGUUCAUUGUAACCGAGCAGGAGAGCCAGUCUGGUCAGCUGCUCCCAGAGGGUUCAAGCAUCGGGCGAGUGGAUGACCCAGAUGAUCUGCAGGCCGAUGAACCUUCGAAGACCUCGCCCGCCUGCCCCAAAUGCGCAAGCAAAAUUGUGAUCAUGCUGCCAACCGAAAUGGAGACGUGCAGCAGCACACCCAUCCAGACCGAGGCUCUCAAAGUGGAUGUCUUAAAGAUAGCCUUCACAGACGAAAGUACCACGGGGAGUUUGAAGAGUAUUGAAUCCCCGAGCAGAGUGAGUUUGGAUGCCGGGCCUGGAGCUUCGGGUGACGGUGCUGCCGGCGCCUUGAGCGUGGACCCAGCAAACUACUACUCCGCCGUCAGCAAGAACGCCAGCUUCUACUUCGAGUGCGACCAGAGCUGCAGCAGCAGCAGCCUGAGGGACGGGAGCCGCGUGUCGGACGGCUCAUCGGGGGACGUGGACCGCGGGCCGGCGGCACUGGACCAGUCCGUGUCCAGGGUGUCCCGGGCCAGCUCCAGCCCUGGCUUGUACGGCAGCAGCUUCAACCAGAGGGCAAGCACCAACUCGCACACCGGCAGCCUGACCUGGAGCUACCGAUACGGCACCCCUGUGGGGUCUACAUUGACACCGAGCUCGUCGCACUCUGAAUGCAGGGAUGACCCCACUACACUCAGUAAAGGAGCCGAGUUCAAUCUGUCUGUCGAAGAUUUUCAGACCAUUGACCACAGGCUGAAGCUGUUCCUGGAUGUUGAGAUUUUUGGUGAAGAUAAGGAGGAGUAUCAGUGCUUCAUCAAGGCAUCUACAGUGAAAUAUGGGAGCCCUCAAGAGUAUCCUUCGUUACUCAUCAUGUCAAAUUUCAACGUCUACAUCUUGGAAAUCACCGGACCCCUCAGUGGCCAGCCAGCCAACUGGUUAAGGAAGCGGGAGGUGCAUUCUAUACUGGACCUGGUGCAUCUACAGGUGGGCCUUCGCACCCAGAGCAUCGGCAUGGAGUUCGAUGGCUCAGGGGCAUCGUACACGCUGCUGAUCCGAAAUCCGUCCAAGUGCAAGAACUUCAUGCAAUUUUUCACAGACAUGGUGCGGCAGCUGACUCCGAGAUCAAUCAGUAAACUGGAAUCCAUCUGCUUCACCCGUAUGGACCCACACCACCAGCUCUGGCCCCUCAUCUGCGAGCAUCCAUCUACUGACUCACCUGAGGAUCUGUCUCUCAAUUACCUGUAUGUGCUGGCGUUCCUGCUCCAAGAUGGCAGCCCUUCUCCAGUUAGUGUGCUUGCAACCUCAUCAACCAUCUACUUGCUGGAAGAGGACCACCAGUGGAAGAAGAUGAUGAGCGAGGUGGACAGACCUUCCCCCAGUGAGAUUCCAACAAAAGAGUCACAAGCCAUCAGUGACAUCAGCUCAGUCAACCUCUAUCAGUCUGCUGCACAGGACGUCCAGCUCCGAUUUUACCAUGAGGGAAGCCGGACUGAAAGCACCUGGCACCUGCAGAUGGAGUGCGUGGAGCUGGUGAGGGAUGUGGUGGACUGGGUCCGGGAGCCAUGGAAGGACAUGUUCGGAGUACCACUGAAAAUCACUGUCCACCAAACAUUGGACUAGACUGGGAAACGUAAAAGUGUUCAGAUAGGAUUGCAAGACACAAUGACAAGAAACUGAGAAGAUGCGAUUUGAUGACUUGUGAAGAUCCGAGGUGAACAGAAACUGAUUCCUGCCAGUGGGAAGGAUUUGUAUUUAAACCUUGGUGAGAGAAUAUUGCCAUCAGUACGGAAUAGUGACUGUGAUCACACGGCAGGUGGACGAGACCCACUCACACAAUGAAUAUUUGCCUCAUCUCUGUGCUUACUGACCUUUUAUAGGACAGGGUUUUUGUUUUAAAGUAAGUUUUCUGUCCUGUUGAUAGUUUCCACUCCCUAGUGGGAUAGGCCAUUGGGACCGACCUACCCGCCGCCCCCCAACCUCAAUCUCACCUGGACCCCCCUGGCCCUAUCAGUGCCAGCGGGACCAGUGCUGGUCUCAGGGUAACAGUGGCAAUCUGCUGUAGACAAGACUUUAGGCUCCUGCCUCCUUGUGUUUGUCGGGAAUCUCGAAGGGGCCGCUGAAGGGAAGGGAUUUUUUUUUUCUCCGUUCAAGUGCUUGUAAUUUGCGUGCAAACCUGGCGUCAGUGUUUCAACUUGACUCACU
Molecule: messenger RNA, 4566 nt
Organism: Carcharodon carcharias (great white shark)
Lineage: Eukaryota; Metazoa; Chordata; Chondrichthyes; Lamniformes; Lamnidae
Product: serine/threonine kinase 11 interacting protein
Exons: 26
Coding region: 352-3984 (1210 amino acids)
Biological process (GO): intracellular protein localization
Cellular component (GO): cytoplasm
Molecular function (GO): protein binding
Source: RefSeq, a predicted model, not a curated record